AUGUUUAGUGAAUAAAUAGUAAGAAUUUAUAUUCAUUUUAUUUAGCUUAUAUUUCCAUCAUCUAUAUUAUUAAGUCUAAAUUAAAAUGAAAUUUAAGAAUAAUUAAUGUCUUCUUUAAAUAUUUUAAGACCAUUACAUUAAAUGUAGUUUAUAUUAUUGUUGAAAGAACAAAUCACAAAUCUUGCAAAUGAUGUAUAUGUUUAAGAAAAAGGUUAAACAUAUGUUGAAAAAGUAAAUUUUUAUAAUUUAUAUUUUAGGCUUUGAAUACUUUAACUUCAUUUAUUGAUUUUGUUAAAUUAGAAUUUGAAUAAAUUAAAUAUGAUGGGCAAUCAUUUAAAUUUAUGACUUAAAAGUUACUUCAUGAAUAUAAUUCAUUAAUUGAAUCUUUUUAAGGUAUGACUUAUACUAAUGAAUGUUUAAAUGUCUUAUCUGUAUCUAUGCCAUAUUUUUGGAAAUAACUUUUAGAUCAUCCUUUAAAUCAUGAACUUGAAAUAUCAGAAUUAUUGAUUAAAAAAGAUGGAUUUAAGUAAAUAGAUUCAAAUUUAUAAAUCUUAUUUGAUUAAUAUUUACAAAGACGUAAAAUUACAUAAGAUUUGAUUAAUGCCUUAUUAAAAAAUUGA
Paramecium primaurelia is the source of this 620-nucleotide messenger RNA. Lineage: Eukaryota; Ciliophora; Oligohymenophorea; Peniculida; Parameciidae. The record is from the annotation of a GenBank genome assembly.